This is a messenger RNA of Kluyveromyces marxianus DMKU3-1042, 1845 nucleotides long. It is a transcript of the gene MDM31, whose product is annotated as Mdm31p. Lineage: Eukaryota; Fungi; Ascomycota; Saccharomycetes; Saccharomycetales; Saccharomycetaceae. Gene Ontology annotation, cellular component: mitochondrial inner membrane. The record is from RefSeq and is a predicted model, not a curated record. Gene Ontology annotation, biological process: mitochondrion inheritance. The transcript has a single exon. Bases 1 to 1845 code for a protein of 614 amino acids.
AUGUUUCGAGCUUCCAGACUGGGAUCUGCAGCUGCAAAUGUUACGUCAGGCCUCACAUUAAAUCACUUUGCAUGCAGGCCUCGGCUCUUCAAUUGGUGCACCGUGGGAUGCAUCUCGUAUCAAUAUAGACCAUAUGCCAGAAUCCAUCUGCGACAUUACUCGAAUUCGAAGGAUCCCGAUAGUAGGGAACGAGGACAUCAUCAACAACAACAGCAACAGCAGCAGCAGCAGCAGCAGUUAGAACAAGGUAAAAAGAAGCAGCCACUACACCCACCCUUCCGGUUCAUCACAGAACGUGAUAGAUUAUUGGCACAGGCAACUAGUAUACUACAGCGUUUGCGGAUUAAUCUGAAAUGGACGUUGACAAGAUCUAUGAGACCAUUCAACACGGACGAUAUCAGUGCGGUUGUCAGCUGGGUCCUUGUAAGCAACGUGCUCUUGAUAUUCCUAUUCACCACGACUUUUUUAUCAUUGGCAAUAUACCUCUUGAAUACGGUGUUUGCACAGGAGUACUUGGCCACCAAAGUUGGUAACUUUUUGACCAAGAAUAGUGCACUAUCCGUUGUCUUUGAGAGUGCCAUCGUUCCAGACUGGUCCUCGGGUAAAAUAUCAUUCAAUAGAGUAUUCGUCUCAAGGAGACCUAAACUCCCCUACGGUGUCACUAAAGGUUCUCAACAGGAAGCUGUUGAGCGGGCCAAAUUGGCACUAAGCGAGCGUUUACUAGUGAGCAGAGAAGACUUUGACGAUGGUAAUUAUACGCAAUUUGAUCUUACGAUCGACCAAGUAGAAAUAUCAGUGUCUCUAAGCAAGUGGAUUAAUGGGAAAGGGUUCUUGGAUGAAGUCACGAUUAAUGGUUUACGCGGUGUUGUGGAUAGAACUCAUGUCUUUUGGAAAGAAAAUGAUGAUGCUAGAAACUAUCUGAAUGUACACCAACCUGGUGAUUUUGAAAUUUCCAAGUUUGUCAUGAAUGAUGUAUUGUUCACUUUGUACCAACCGAAUGGUUUCAGGCCAUUUUUGGUUAGCAUAUUCAAUUGUGAACUUCCUCAAUUGAGAAAGCACUGGCUUUUCUUCGAUUUCUUGAACGCAGAUAACAUCAGUGGAUCCUAUGAUAAUUCGAUGUUCACGAUUCAUAAGAAAUACAAAGAACGCGAUGUUAAUACGAAAGCAGAAUCGGAUAAUGCUUCAGGAUCUGGAUCCACUGGAUCGACUUCACACCAUUCCCCUUGGCAUAAAGUUACUCAGAUGCGUGUAGAUAAUCUCAAUAUUGACCAUCUAAAUGCAGGAAUAGAGGGUCCAUUUGGUUGGAUCACCAGUGGUCAAGUUGAUAUGAUUGGAGACCUACUGCUACCUGAAAACGAUAUCGAUGCAUCUCAAAUCUCAGAGAUUCUAACAGUCGUAAGAGACACCAUCUUGAAAGAAGCACGCCGACACUCAGAUAUUAUUCCCGUUGAUAUCCCAGAGCCUAAGGACAUCGACGUGAAGCAAUAUUUCAUUAUGGAUUUCUUUCUAAAAUUGCACAAUGUCAAGGCAGAAGUCCCAUUGUUUAGCACCGACCUAUCAUAUAUUAACAAUGCUUUGAUUAGACCAAUUGUUGGCUACAUUAACUCAAGAAGAACAUAUAUCCCUAUCAGGUGUCGGGUAGUCAAAAAUUUGAAUGACUUCUCAGGAGCUUGGACAAUCUAUGAUAGUAGGUUAAUGGAUGAUUUAAGUGCUGAGGUAUAUGAUGCCUUCGCGGAUUACGUUGCUGACGAUGAACGAAUCAACUUACGGAUGAAAAGGGUCGGGUUUUGGACACUGCAACUCAUAAUACAAGUGGUUUUGAUGAGUUUGGGCGCUAUUGCCUGA